Halichondria panicea is the source of this 2850-nucleotide messenger RNA. RefSeq lists its product as uncharacterized. The record is from RefSeq and is a predicted model, not a curated record. Bases 241 to 2544 code for a protein of 767 amino acids. Gene Ontology annotation, biological process: protein polyubiquitination. Gene Ontology annotation, molecular function: ubiquitin protein ligase activity. The transcript is spliced from 9 exons. Lineage: Eukaryota; Metazoa; Porifera; Demospongiae; Suberitida; Halichondriidae.
UCGUCAACACAUAUGCCAGUGUGCAAUAUGGAUAUGUCAACAUGCAUAUGUCAACAUGCUAUGUCAACAUGCAUAUGCAUAUGGGAAUUUGCGUAUGUCAGUGUGCAAUAUGUAUAUACCUCAACUGACAACAAUAAUUAUGCAUAAUUAUGCCAGUGUAGGCAUUUUUUUAUGAAAAUAUUUGCUGGCAAUGUAACAUCCACAUGGUCUGGAUUUUAAAUAAAGCACAGCAUCAUCAUCAUGGCUGACAAAAUUAGCAGAGCAAACAGCCUCUUAAAAGAGGCUGCAGAGCUAUUGAACCCUACUGAUGAAGAUUCACCUCCAGGUCCAUCUACUGCAUCUACUGCAUCUAGGCCUACCGGUACCGGCAGCUCGUCUGUCAUAUCUAGUGUUUUCAAUGUCCAAGAGUUCAUGCCAAGGGCAACUGGCAGAAGAAGAAACGCUGGAAGCACCCCUUACGAGAAAAAGGGUCGAGCUGGAAUGACAUGGACACACAAAUUCGUAUGUCUUGGUCAAACUGCUGUUGAAAGUGUGCCAAAUCCUCAAGAUAAGUAUACACUGAAACAAGCUGACCUCGGUGAGAAGAAACUUGUGUUCAAGCUAAACGGGGAUUAUGUUCAUCUUAAAGAAGUGAUUUUGCAAUCAUUUCCGUUAUUGGUUAAGGCUGGUGGCUUUGAGCUACACCGAACAGACGGCCCAUACUCCAGGGCAUUGAUCCCAAUAGAACAGAAGUUCUUCACCUCAGUUGCUAAACUCAAGUCGUAUGUGGUGCAAGCAAGGGUGUACAUUCGCCCAGUUCAAGCUGACAUUAUGGACAUUUUCGGCUUACCAUGUGAGACUGGAGAGGGUACAGAACCCAAAGAGAGGUGCUUGGAAUGCGGAAAAGAAGUGGAAAUCUCUUACUUAAAAACACAUAUUGAAGUGUGCAAAGAAGCAAGCGCCUUGUGCAAAAAAGAGAAGGAAAAGGGAAAGGAUUCUGAUUCUUGUGACAGCCUGCCCCCUACACCACCAACAUUGGCUGAAUUGCUACGGUCAUCAGCAAGGAAUGCAAUCCGCUCUGGGCAGCCUGACCAGACCCCUACACCUCCAACAUCAUCAGCAUGUUCAACAACCCGCUCUGGUCGUUUUGCAUCGGCAUACAUCAAUCUCCUUGAGGAAGGCCUCCCUGACCCUACACCUCCAACAUUGGCUGAAACAUCAGCUUGUUCAACAACCCGCUCUGAGCAGCCUGUUCGUUUUUCAUCCACUGGUUAUUCGGCAUACGUCGAUCUCCUCGAGGAAGACCUCCCUGCCGAAUACGAGCCGGAACUACAGAUGGCCUUAGAAGCUAGUCUUGCUACUGCUGAAAGAGAUUUUUCAAUGCAAGAAGUUGACACCCCUGAAAUAGUCAAGCAACAUGUCUCAGAACUGAACAUUAAAUGUGGAGUUGAAGACCCACACCAACAGCUAACUGUGCGACGUAAGCACCUCUGGGAGGACAUCAAACGGUGUUUUUCGAAGCCCUACACAAAUGUGUUACUGCCACUACGAGUCACCUUUGUCGGUGAAUCUGGAGCUGAUGAAGGUGGACCCAAACGAGAAUUCUUUCGACUUGCAUUGGAGUCUUGUAUUGGUAAUUCAUCCUUGUUCACUGGUUCCACAUACGAAAAAGUGCUCUUGCAUAAUACCACUGCUCUCCUCCAAAAGCAUUAUAAAUAUGUUGGGCACAUUUGUGCAAUGUCCAUAGUGCAAGGUGGACCUGGACCCAUGUGUUUUUCAAGUUGGGUAUAUGAUUAUUUAGCCGAAGGGUUGGACGGUGUGGUGAUCAAUGUCAGUGAUGUACUUGUUGAUUCAGUGAAAGAUUUUUUGGGAAAGGUUGCACUGACUACUGACGUCACCACCCUUCGUGAGCUCUUGCGUGAAGAUCCAGCUGAUGUUGUUUUUGAGUGUGGGUUCUCGAAACCUAUCACACAAGUGUCCUUAGAAGAUGUCCCAAUGUUGCACAAGGCGAUAGCCAUCAAUUCGUGUUUGGUGCCAAUCAAAGCCGAGUUGGAUCAAAUGAAAGAAGGUUUGCGUCUAUUUAACGUUGACGGACUCCUCAAGAAAUAUCCAGCCAAGAUGAAGAAGCUGUUUGUGGUAUGUGGCUCACCAGCUCGCCUUUCUCUAGCGGAGUUUAUGGCACUCACUGAGUAUAACUACUCCGUCAAUGGUUCAAAUGACAGAGAGGCAGAAGAGUCUACCACUAUGAACUGGGUUGAAUUUCUGGCGGAAAUAGAAAAUGGACUAGCAGUGUGCACCGUUCAUUCUAUUGAUGGAGGGAAUGAGGAACACACACUCAGCUUGGAAGAUAUACUUGUUUUUGCAACUGGAGCUGACCGAGUUCCUCCAAUGGGCUUCCAUAAAAUGGUGACGAUCGAUUUUGACCGAUCAAACAUAUUCCCUACUGCCUCCACUUGUUCUCUGACGAUGUACCUGCCCAUGGCCACUACUAUGAUGUCUUAUGACCAAUUUAAAACUGGCAUGAUUGAAGGACUAGUAAGCGGUUUUGGUUUUGGACAAGCCUAACUGUUCAUAGUUGAAGAACCACUUCUGUUUUUCAUUUGGUUGCAAUCACGUAUUUUAAUCACUGUGAGAACCACUUCAUUUUGAUUGCAGAACCACUUUUGUUUUUUUCUUUUUCAUUGGUUGCAAUCACGUAUUUUAAUCACUGUGAGAGCCACUUCAUUUUGAUUGCAGAACCACUUUUGUUUUUUCAUUCAUUGAUUAUAAAAAUAAAAUAAACAAUCUCAAACUAGUAUAUCAAUAGCUUGUCGAUACAAAUUUAUACCAUAGUUGGAAUCAUCUCCAGUAGGAUCAAUAUUGCACCGACGU